Molecule: messenger RNA, 1910 nt
Organism: Molossus molossus (Pallas's mastiff bat)
Lineage: Eukaryota; Metazoa; Chordata; Mammalia; Chiroptera; Molossidae
Product: solute carrier family 25 member 44
Exons: 5
Coding region: 21-638 (205 amino acids)
Biological process (GO): chromosome segregation; branched-chain amino acid catabolic process; regulation of bone mineralization
Cellular component (GO): MIS12/MIND type complex; extracellular region; mitochondrion
Molecular function (GO): calcium ion binding; branched-chain amino acid transmembrane transporter activity
Source: RefSeq, a predicted model, not a curated record
UUUGGCGGUUCGAUUUUAAUAUGGCCGAAGCAAGUAACGCCGACGUUGGCAGCGGCUGUGAGGAAAAAGGGCCCGAGGGGUUGUCCCCCGAAUCCGUGCCCCACGGCACUACCAUUUCCAGGAUGAAGCUCCUCGACACCACAGUGGAUACUUUUCUCCAGAAGCUGGUUGCCGCUGGGAGCUACCAGAGAUUCACUGACUGUUACAAGUGCUUCUACCAGUUGCAACCUGAGAUGACACAACGAAUCUAUGACAAGUUUAUAACUCAGUUGCAGACAUCUAUCUGGGAGGAAAUCUCUGAAAUCAAAGCAGAGGGAAACCUGGAAGCUGUCUUGAAUGCCUUGGAUACAAUUGUGGAAGAAGGCAAAGACCGAAAGGAGCCAGCCUGGCGCCCUAGUGGGAUCCCAGAGAAAGACCUGCGCAGCAUCAUGGUGCCCUACUUCCUGCAGCAGCGGGAUGCCCUGCAGCGCUGUGUGCAGAAACAGGAGGCUGAGAACAGGCAGCUGGCAGAUGCCGUCCUGGCUGGGCGCAGGCAGGUGGAGGAGCUGCAGCUGCAGGGCCAGGCCCAGUGGCAGGCUUGGCAGGCUCUACACAGAGAACAGAAGGAGCUGGUGACCACACUGAGGGAGCCUGAGUAAGGGGGAGAUGGCCAGGCCCAGGAGCAGAAGGUGGUCAAGGUCAAGGACCUGUGCAAGCUGCCUCUCAGAACAGCUGAAAUGUUGCCUAGUCCCUAAGCAGUGAUGGAAUUUGCUGGCGUGGGGGGUGGGGGGUGGCGGCAAGGCCUGAGCAGUCCUCAGUGCUACUGUACCUUGGGGCUCUCUUGGAGUCACACACACAUUGCCUUCAGAUUCCUCUGUUUUAUUCUAACUUGAGGAUUCUUGGCCAGGUCCCACCUGAGAAUCAGCACCAUACCUUCUCUCCUCUAGGUUCUGGCCAACACCUCUACUCCCCCCCAACCCCCAACAACCACCACCACCACCACCACCACCACCACACACACACACACACACAUCCCCGCCACGCCUACCAGUUCCUUUUGCCUCCCUAGGACCUCGUUUGGGGAAUCUGUUUUCAAUCUCCACUGAUUGCCCCCUUGCUGGCCAGCUGAGGGCCCAUGCCAUGUUUUCUCCACAUCCUUAAAUAAACUUCCUCCACUACACUGUAAUCUGUAAGGAUGCUUCCUCUGCCUGGGGCACUUGUGGGCCAAGACCCCCUCCUGGGCUCCUGAGUUCUGGUUCCUCAAGGCCUCAGUUGCAGUUCACUGAGAGCCUCCAGUCUCGGGUGGGUUGGCAGGGGAGUAUCUGACUAUCAUGUGCAGAGGAGCAGUGAAGCCCCUUGUCACAGAAACCGGGACCCCUGGGUUCCUUGAGGCCAGGACAAGCUUUCAGGGGAGUGUCACUCCGACCACGCCAGCCCACUCUUCUCUUUGCUGGUUUGGGUUAAUUCUGAGGAAGGCUUUGAGGGUGGGCCUCAGUUUGCAUCUAAUGAGUACACACGAAGGGCAGGUGGGCCCUCCAAACAGCUGGGCGCUUUGUUCUCUCGUUUCUCAUGCCUAACUCAGCCAGGGCUAGCAGAGCAUCAGGAGGGUCUCAGCAAAGGCAGAAUAUGUGGUUUCUCCAGACCAGAGGGUGAAGGGGGAGGGGAUGUAGGGCAAACUUUUUUCCCUGGUGAGGGUCUCACCCUAACUCUGGAGGGGGGCUUGGUUGGGUCUGUCUAGGAGCACUGGGACACUGAGGAAGAUAGCAGGUGUUCCCUGCUUGCCACCCUCACCCUGACCCCCUAAAUUGAGCCCAUGGCUCUUGUCUCCCCCUGGAGUUGCAGCAUUCAACCAUCCAGAUGCCCUCUUGUCCCCUCCUGACCAGUCACAGGCCCUCGGGGGCACAGGGACAUGCUUUGUCAGGUGAGUGGGU